CAGUAGCGCAAAUACACCGUCUUAGUACAAGCGGGAAAAUAUCAAAACGCACAACCGCCGCUGAAACGGAAAGCCAUCAAUUCGCAGCAGCAGAUGACGCUGUAGCAAGACGCUAUGCUCCUUUGAUACCAACAGUCAGUGAUACAUGCGCGCAGAUACACAGGCCUAGUACAAGCGGGAAAAUAUCAAAACGCACAACCGCCGCUGAAGCGGAGAACCAUCAAUUCGUAACGCCGGCAAUUGUACAUAAGGGCGUUGCUAGGUCAUCAGUUAUGGCUGUGCAUAACGGCUGUAUCGUCCCGAACAAACGAAAGCCAGCUCGACCAAGAACGAAUGAGAGAAGUCAUAAUUCAACAUUUACAGAUCUGAAAAGAAAAUUGUCAUAUUCCGAAAAUGAUAAGCCGCAACGGAGAAGGAUCGCGUUACAAACUGUAUCAUGCGUAAGUAAUGAUGUUGCUGUAACAUCAAAACACACAGCGUUUAACACUGCAGACCGGGAUGUCGCUGGUAAUACAAAGACUGUAAAGGUUAAGAGGGCAUCGCGUCUCUCAAGAAGUAAUGUUAAGCAAUUGUCGCAAUCCGCUGUAAUCACAAUUCCAGAUACACAGGUUUGUUCUGAAACAGAAACAAGGCACAUAGCAGGCAUUGGUUUGUUAUCAAAUAUUGACUCAAGAAGUAAUGUUAAGCAAAUGUCGCAAGCCGAUGUCAUUACUAUUACCGAUACACAGGAUUGCUCUGAAACAGAAACAAGACACAUAGCUGGUAAUCCUGUGAUAUCAGAUAUUGAUGACAUAAAUGGGCAAGAGCUUAUUACAAACUGUGUAGAGUCAACGACACAAGAUCCGCAGAAUAGUUCUGAUGAAGUAUUAUCAGCCGUUGCAGGAAUACCUGGUGAUACUACAACGGUUGAUUGUGUAACAUCAAUUCCCAAUAUUUUUACAACGACAGCCCUGGUACACGCAUCGGCUGAUGCUUGUGUACCGGCGCGAGGGCUAGCGCCCGACAUAGUUGAUGAAUGUCAAAAUUCAGAACAAUUAGGCCAAGACGCUGAAAUACAAUUUUACGCGUUGUUGGGUAAGAUACGGGAAGAUGUUGAGAACAUGGGCGUAAAAGCCGGAUACUUGUUAAAACACAUUAAAGGUGUGUGCCACGGUAGUAAAUGUAAACAAGACAUUGUUAAAGAAGUUGUUGAGACGUAUAUGAAUGUCAUGUCAAAAUACAUAGAUCGGUCGGUUAAGACAACUGAAUUUAUUAAAGCCAACAUACAUCAUUUUGCAGAAAUAAAUGAAACUGAUCCGUGACUAGGCAUGCUAGGCAAUGGUUUGAAACGUGUUUUAAAUUUAAAUGCCUGUAAAAAAAAAAAAAAACCACGAAUUAAACCUUGUUUAACAUACAA
This is a messenger RNA of Pseudophryne corroboree (corroboree frog), 1396 nucleotides long. RefSeq lists its product as uncharacterized. The record is from RefSeq and is a predicted model, not a curated record. The coding region runs from base 273 to 1301 and encodes 342 amino acids. The transcript has 2 exons. NCBI's taxonomy places the organism in Eukaryota, Metazoa, Chordata, Amphibia, Anura, Myobatrachidae.